Messenger RNA from Acaulospora colombiana, 1461 nucleotides. The record is from the annotation of a GenBank genome assembly. Lineage: Eukaryota; Fungi; Glomeromycota; Glomeromycetes; Diversisporales; Acaulosporaceae.
AUGGAACAGACGCAGACUUCCAUGAGUUCUGAAAGUUCGGUGCCCGAUGAAAUUCCGUAUUUAGAUGUGAACGCCAUUAGUUUGGGGAAGAACGCAAAAUAUUACGUGGAAGUUUAUGGAUGCCAGAUGAAUGUAAAUGAUACAGAAAUAUUGAUGUCCAUUAUGAAUAGUUCCGGAUACUCGAGAACCGAAAAAUUUGAAGAGGCUGAUAUUAUUUUCCUGGUCACGUGUGCUAUAAGGGAGAAGGCGGAAAAUAAAAUUUGGCAAAGAUUGAACACGCUGAAAAGCAUUAAUUCUAGACUGGAAAAAGGGAAAAGGCCUAUGAUCGGUGUUUUGGGGUGCAUGGCAGAGAGGUUAAAAACGAAACUUCUCGACGCUGACAAAUUGGUUGACAUCGUAUGUGGACCGGAUGCCUACCGAUCAAUACCGCAUCUGCUAUCAUUAGCAAUUAAAAAUUCACAGGGCAUUGCUAACGUUAUGUUAUCGGCCGAUGAGACUUAUGCGGACAUCACCCCCGUUAGAUUGCAUAACACAAAUGAAUAUGAAUUUUAUAAGCCAAACGGUAUCGGUGAUGGGCUGAGCAAUGAAGGAUUUAAAACUAUUUAUCGAAGGAAAGAAGGGGGGAUCAGAUUCACCGAGCUUUUGGACAACGUGUCUCUGGUUGAUCCCGAGAUGAGGAUAAGAUUUACUUCGCCGCAUCCAAAAGAUUUUCCGAUCGAAUUACUGAAAUUAAUUUCCGAACGUCCGAAUAUUUGUAACCAAAUUCAUCUGCCAGUUCAAUCCGGAAACACCAACGUGUUGAGGAGGAUGAGAAGAGGAUAUUCGCGCGAGGCUUACUUGGAUCUCGUGAAUACAAUCAGAGAUGUGAUACCUAAUGUGUCAUUAAGCACGGACAUUAUCACGGGUUUUUGCGGAGAAACCGAAGAAGAGCAUCAGGAUACCUUGAGUCUGCUGGAGAUUGUUAAAUUUGAUAUGGCCUUUAUGUAUGCUUACAGGACCAUCAAAAUCCGUCGGCUCAACGAGAUAAUAAGAAUCUUUCACGAUAACGCAAAAAUCAGAUUGAGCAACUUGAUUGGUAGACCACAACUGAUCUUGGUCGAAGGAUAUUCAAAACGCGAUAACCAAAGGCUAAGGGGUCUCUCUGACGGAGGCCAUAAAGUUUAUUUUAACGAUGUCGAGGUGAUUGAUUGUGCCAAUAUGACAAGUCUUGAUUUGAAAAAUAUUGGAUUAGCAAUUGGUUCAAAGGAGCUUCGCUACUUGUUUGAUGAGGGAAAGGGUUUGGAGAAUAAUAGUUUUGGAAGUAUUCUCCGGAAGACGAACGUAAAAAGUGGUGAUUAUGUGCUAGUAGUCCCAACGUCGACUACAGGAUCGUCGCUCGACUCCGUACCACUGGCAAAGAUGUCUAUCACACAGUUUAGUGAUGAUAACUUUGGAGCCGAGAUGUUUAAAAAGGUUUAUUGA